Molecule: messenger RNA, 5012 nt
Organism: Oncorhynchus nerka (sockeye salmon)
Lineage: Eukaryota; Metazoa; Chordata; Actinopteri; Salmoniformes; Salmonidae
Product: single-stranded DNA-binding protein 3-like
Exons: 18
Coding region: 222-1484 (420 amino acids)
Biological process (GO): positive regulation of transcription by RNA polymerase II
Cellular component (GO): nucleus
Molecular function (GO): single-stranded DNA binding; protein binding
Source: RefSeq, a predicted model, not a curated record
ACGAUCACCAACAGACGGUUUCAAGCUCCCCGCGACGGCAGCAGCCCCUGUUCGGAUCCGCAAUUUUGAGGAUGGAUGUAGCCUGCUAGAAAAAAAAGACACCGGGGCACAGUGAGAGAGAGAACACUACUGCUGUGUAGCUAUGGAGGUCGUAAGUGGUCGCUUUCUUUGACAGGUGUCGGAACCGGACUGAAUAAAAAGUAUCGAAACCAGCUUCAAGGAUGUACGCCAAGGGGAAAGGUGCUGUUGUGCCCUCAGAUAACCAAGCAAGAGAAAAGUUAGCACUGUACGUAUAUGAGUACCUGCUGCAUGUAGGAGCACAGAAGUCUGCACAGACCUUCUUGUCGGAGAUACGAUGGGAAAAGAACAUUACGUUAGGGGAGCCUCCUGGAUUCCUGCACUCGUGGUGGUGUGUAUUCUGGGAUUUGUAUUGCGCUGCGCCGGACAGACGGGAGAACUGCGAACACUCCAGCGAGGCCAAGGCCUUCCAUGAUUACAGUGCGGCAGCAGCCCCCAGUCCUGUGAUGGGGAAUAUGCCUCCUAAUGAUGGUAUGCCAGGAGGACCCAUGCCGCCUGGAUUCUUCCAGGGUCCGCCAGGCUCCCAGCAGUCUCCUCACGCACAGCCCCCCCACGGCAUGGGACCACAUGGACAGCCUUUCAUGUCGCCACGGUUUCCAGGUGGACCCCGCCCCUCACUCCGAAUGCCAAAUCAGCCUCCCGGGGGAAUCCCUGGGUCUCAGCCUCUCCUGCCAAACAGCAUGGACCCCACCAGACCACAAGGACAUCCUAAUAUGGGCGGGCCAAUGAGAAUGAACGCUCCACGAGGAAUGGGGCCCAUGGGUCCACAGAACUACGGGGGCAUGAGACCCCCUCCUAACUCCAUGGGUGGUCCUAUGCCUGGGAUGAACAUGGGACCUGGUGGUAGAGGGCCGUGGCCUGGUCCCAAUGCCAACUCAAUACAAUACUCCUCCUCAUCUCCCGGCCACUAUGUGGGUCCUCCAGGAGGAGGGGGGCCGCCCGGAACUCCCAUCAUGCCCAGCCCAGGUGACUCCAACAACUCCAGUGAAAACAUCUACACUAUGAUGAACCCUAUAGGACCAGGAGGAAACAGACCCAACUUCCCUAUGGGCCCGGGGCCUGAUGGACCGAUGGGAGCUAUGGGAGCCAUGGAACCUCACCACAUGAAUGGCUCACUAGGCUCUGGGGACAUGGACGGGUUGCCAAAGAACUCUCCUAACAACAUGGGGGGUAUGAGCAACCCUCCCGGGACGCCGCGGGACGAUGGAGAGAUGGGUGGAAACUUCCUCAACCCAUUCCAAAGUGAAAGUGCUUCUAGGACAGCCCUGGGGCAUGCUGGGCCUCUAGUGAAGGCGGAGCUUUCCGACGCUGUCUGUGGCAUAGACAGGAAGCAGAGACACAGGAAGUCCCUACUCUCUAACCCUGCCCCCUGCCUCUCUGACUUCUUGUCAGGCUCUGGACAAUGAGAGAGGGGAUGAUGGAGAGACUGGAUAACAUGGACACCCUUCAGGACACAGCAUGGUAGGGUUCUGUCAGUAGCUGUCUGGAAGCUCGACAAACAUUACAUUGGCAUUCGCUUUUAUUUUGAUGUUUUUAUUUGUUUCUAAUGGAUACAGGGGCGGAACAGGAUCUCGAAUGAUCCCCUUUUCCCUAUGUAGUGCACUACUUUAGAGGAAUAGGGUGUCAUUUGAGACCUAGACAUGGAAGUGUCACCCCCCCCCCCCCCCCCCCCCUCUCGUUCACUCUGUGUACAUUUAAAACACAAGUGUUGUGAUGUUUUCCAUUACUCUGUAUGUAAUGUAUUAUUGCUAUUCUUUUAUAAUAUUUUAUUGUUCUGAUUAAUAAUAUUGUUAUGAUGAUUCUGGUUAUUUUAAAAUGUAGGAUUUAAUUUCUGGAGUUUUUGUUGUUGUCGAAAGGACACACACACACACACACACACACACACACACACACACACACACACACUGAUGACCUCUUCGUCAGUAACUUCACAGGAUGGUGAACCUUCGCUAGUCUCCUUAAGGAAAAUCCCACAGGAUAUACACAAUCUACUGCCCCCUCUUUGCCCAGUCAGAGGGCAGCACCUUGGUCCAUCAUGGUACUUUAAAUUGUAAUUCCCAUAGUAAUGUCCCUCUCCAUCCCCCUGAGAAGGUGUUUUCUCUGUAGUAGACUAAGUGACCCUGAACAUGCAGAGGAUGCACAGUUGUAUUUAUUUGUUUAAUUUUCCAUUGAGACAGAACAGGUUGACAAUAAGUCUAUCUGCACACUCCGGAAUCACUCUGCACCAAUCAGCAUCCAUCUCCUAGAGGAAGACAUCUUGGAAGUGUCUGGUUUUUGUUUUGAUUGUAUUUUUUACCCAGAGGGCAGUUCUGACCUUCUGUGAAAUUAUUCUGAUUGGAUGCUUAAAGGACUCUUGUAACAGAGCUGAGCCAAUCAGUAGGCGGUUUGGCAGUUGCCAUGGUAACUGCCUGUUAAGAUCCCCCAAAAGGACAACAUUUGUCCUUAAACACACAACCACCCAGUCGGCCUACAUACGCCACCCCCCUCCCCAACCACCCAGUCGGCCUACCUACGCCACCCCCUCCCCAACCACCCAGUCGGCCUACCUACGCCACCCCCUCCCCAACCACCCAGUCGGCCUACCUACGCCACCCCCUCCCCAACCACCCAGUCGGCCUACCUGCGCCACCCCCUCCCCAACCACCCAGUCGGCCUACCUACGCCACCCCCUCCCCAACCACCCAGUCGGCCUACCUGCGCCACCCCCUCCCCAACCACCCAGUCGGCCUACCCACGCCACCCCCUCCCCAACCACCCAGUCGGCCUACCUACGCCACCCCCUCCCCAACCACCCAGUCGGCCUACCUACGCCACCCCCUCCCCAACCACCCAGUCGGCCUACCUACGCCACCCCCCUCCAUCUGUCUUUGGUUUGUUGUAAAUACUGUAAAGGGAAUUUUGAUAUCAUGACAUGUUUUGAUAUUUCCGUCACAACCAAUGACUGAUGAGAAACGAGUUGAUUCAGACCAACUGGGUUUGAAAAGAGACGGUGUGUGUUUUUACAGUACCUCACUGUUUAUCUCUGACACAACUAGGGCCAGGAGCAACCCUCUAUAUUGGAUCGUUACUUAGGGAGCUACAACUAACAUUAGAGUCCAGAGUAUUUCCUGGCCAGGUCAAUCUGUUAGGGAAAUCUCCUGUCCCUAGUAACGAUGGAUGAAAAGAAAAUAAGGUUUUCUAUUAGGGAUUUGUUUUCUGUAUUUGAAUUGAGAAAGGAUGUAAAAACGCAGGUUCUUAAUGAUAUGAAGAGUGUUAAGGGGGGGGGGGGCUUCUGGUGUAUUUUGACAUACUGCUGUAUAGAUUUAUCUCUGAACCAUAUUCACUAAGAGCACAUCUGAAAUGCACCCAAUUCCCUAUAUAUUGUGCCCUACUGAAGCCAAAAGUAGUGCAAUACAUAGGGAAUAGGGUGCCAUUUAGGAUGUGCCCUAGUUGGCACCAGUGCAAAGUGUUUCUGUUAUUGUUGGAAGAGGAUAAUUCUAGGAAAACAAACCGUGAAACUGUUUCUGUUUCUAAAAUGUGAGAUAUAUUUACUUACCAUAACUGGGGCUAUGACUUUAUGUGCCCUUAUCAGUGGAGGCUGCUGAGGGGAGGAUGGCUCAUAAUGUCUGGAGGGGAGGAUGGCUCAUAAUGUCUGGAGGGGAGGAUGGCUCAUAAUGUCUGGAGGGGAGGAUGGCUCAUAAUGUCUGGAGGGGAGGAUGGCUCAUAAUGUCUGGAAGGAGCGUGGAACUACGGUUGAUCUGUCUGAUAACAUCUCACUGAUUCUGCUCCAGCCAUUACCACAAGCCUGCCGUCCCCAAUUAAGGUGUCCCACCGACCUCCUGUGGUCCUUGUCUUUUCAUGUGCUCAGGAAAAACUCAUGGCCCUACUCAUGACCUUCAUUUGACCUUUCUGCUCUGCCCAUACCGAUCGAGGACUCAUCUUUAUAUCUGUGACAGCAUGGGCAGUGCCAUUGCGGCUACAACCCAUAAGAAUCCCCAUCCAGUUGCCUACUUUAAUAUGGUGGAAACCCUCAAUGGCGCUGCCCAUGCGAACACAGCAUUUUGGCCUCUAUCAUUCUCUAUGGCUCUCCCUUUUUCAAGUUGUGUUCCCUGACCAUGUGACCUGUUCAGGCAAACCUCCUGGCCCUAGUUCUUCCCUUCUGAUCAUGAGGUGUCAAACUCUGCACCGGUGCAAACGCCUCUCCUGUAUGUAAAAUCAACGUUGUCACAUUGUUGGUCAUUUCUGUGUUUCUAUGGUGAUGUGUAAUACUGUUUCAUUCUGGGAGGGUUGAAAGGAGGGGGGGGGACGGAGGGUAAGGAAACAUGUUUCUGUUCCUUGGGGUUGUAUCCAUCUCGAUAGUCUAAAGGAGAGUCUUCUCUCCUUUUACCUGCACUGAUGUGAAAGAAGAGAUGACGUGAGGAGAGGAAGCCACGUUGGACUGAGAUGCAGACAAUGUUUUUCUCUGGUGACAAAGCAGUAUUGAAGACGAGGCAGUCUGUUUCCCGGUGCCAGUAUUUCAGAACAUUUAGUCCAUUACAAUGAUCCUGUGUUUUUAAAUUCUGUUAACCACUUUUGGAUUGGGUGCCUCGUUGAUUUGAAGAUCCAACUGAAAGAGAAAUCUGACCGAUCUCUUGCAGUGCUGUGUAUAUAAAUGAUCCCAUUUGGUUGGAAUAUUGCCAUGUUCAGGUUAUUUUCAAAAGCAGGGGGACCAUAAUCUAAGGGGACAACACGGUAUCAUGCCGAUCUGGAUGAAACAUUGUGAGGAACUGCCUCCUGGGUUUGCUUUGUAUUUCCUGAUAGGCUAGUUUCCGCUCCUAAAUGUCUAGUGUAGUAAUAAAAACGUUUCCUAUUUGUACGUUUUAUGUUGUAAUAACGUUUCUUUAGAGAUUAAAAAGUUGAUUACUGAGAAAAAGGUGGGAAGUCUUGCAUCAAUAAAUGUCAUUUUGUUUUAGGUU